AUGGAGCUUCUGGUCGCCCUCUCCAAGCCGGUUGCCGCAAUGGUUGGCAUCGCGGUCCACCAGCUUGGGGCGGUGAACUUCACUUCGGCCGACCGCUCUUUAACUUUGCUGAUCAUGACCGAGUCUUCCAAGCACUACUUGAACUUCGCUCACGUCGCAUCUGAUCCCCCGGUCGUUGUUGCCUCGGCGGAGCAGCGAACGGUUUACGCGCUUGAGAUCUCUGGGACUUGUGCGGAAUCGCAGACCCUGAAAUUGGAAUGGGAUCCACUGCUGUCCAGAAUAGGGAUAGUCACCCUUCAACCACUGUUCCGCCCAGAAAGUGCGCGAAAGAAGCUGGGCUUCGAUAACAAAGAUCGUCAGAAACUUCCCUUCGCUGCUGCCCCUUUGGCUGCGUUGGGGGAGUUGAGGAAGAUGUUUUCCUACGCUGUGAGUGUUGGCCAACCGCUGCGAGAGGUCUUGCUACAGAAGUUCUGGAAAUAUCACGACAUGGCGGAGGACGUGGAAGCAUGUCACCUGGCCCGCGAGCCAUCGCACCUUGAAGCGAAGAAUUCUAAGAAGGGAAACACGGUGGAUAGGUGCUCUGUUGUAAGUCCCAUCGACUUGGAGGAACAUCCCAAAAAGGCAGAAGACUACUUGGACUUUGAUGACUUGCUGGAGCAAUGCGACCGCGUGUUGCAGGAUCCCCACGUUUGCCAAGAAGUCGCAAAGAACUGUGAGCACGUCUUGGUGGACGAGUACCAAGACACCGACCUGCUUCAAGGGUCCAUCUUAAAAAGCAUCACCUCGGGCAGGGCUUCGCCGCAGAUCACGGUGGUGGGGGAUGAUGCGCAGGGGAUCUACGGCUUUCGAGGUGCUGACAUCACAAACAUUCGCGACUUCGAAGACACCUUUGAAGACGUGAGCGUCUUCAAACUUGAAGAGAAUUAUCGAAGCCACCAGAAGAUUUUGGACUUGGCAAACAGCGUCAUGUCAUUGGCCACCGAGGGCUAUCGAAAGACCUUGCAUUCACAACUUCCAGGCGGAUCAUUUCCUGAACUCGCGUUCUUCAAAAAUCGCUCAGCAGAGGCGCAGUGGGUGCUGUCGCAGCUUGAGUUCUUGCACAACGAAAAGGGGUUCCAGUGGAGGGAUAUGGCGGUGUUGUUCAGGAAGGGCAGGGCAUCGAAAAUGCUGGAGGCCAACUUAAGAGCGCAUGAUGUGCCGUAUCACUUGGUUGGUAAAAUGAAAUGGACGCAAUCUGCGCACGUCAGGGAUCUGGUAUCCAUCCUUCAAUGUGCCUUCAUUCCUCGCCACCGCUUGGCAUGGAAAAGAGUACUACAACUCGUUCAAGGAGUAGGCGAGAAGCUCUCCGAUCGGAUCUUUGAGGAAAUCUUCCAUAACUUGAGGUUGGCUCCUGAGAAGUGGAACAACUGUUCCUUCGCUCAGGACUUGUCGAGCCUGGCAGACUUGAUGGACGAGCUGAAGGAGAUGGACAAUGAUCCCAAGAGAUGCGUCGCACUGGCACGCGAGUGGUACCAGCCCUAUUUUGAAAACACAUUUGCAAACCAGGAGGAGCGCCUGGAAGACUUCCUGGUCUUUGAAGACUUCGUGGAGAACUGGGACAGGAUGACAGAUGCCUUGGAGGAAAUGAAUCUUUCAGCACUCAGCAGCGACGAAAAAAACGAUGUUGUGACCUUGUCGACCAUCCACUCAGCCAAAGGGCUGGAAUGGAACUGUGUUUUCAUCAUUGAUCUGGUGGACGACUUCCCUCAGUACAAUCCCCCAGAAGAAGAGCUCAGAGUGCUGUAUGUGGGAAUUACUCGAGCUCGUCAUCAGCUUUUCCUCACUUGUCCGGGCCAACCGCUUUCGCCAUGGCUGAACAGAACGCCGAAGCUCUCGGAACUUGUGCAGAUUCGAGGCGCGACGUCCAGUGAGAACUCAGCGAUGUUCUGAUGGACGUGGUUCCCAUCAAGUUCCC
Molecule: messenger RNA, 1954 nt
Organism: Cladocopium goreaui
Lineage: Eukaryota; Dinophyceae; Suessiales; Symbiodiniaceae
Source: the annotation of a GenBank genome assembly